AUGGACGCCGGCUUCAUCAGACUGGCCGCGCGAGCCUACGAGUCACUUAACACGACCGACCCAAUUGGCUGGGAUGACGAUCAGAUUGCGCCCCAGCUUGACGCCAAUCUUACACUCGGCCCAGAGUACAUCGGAUGGGGUUUGUCAUUGCUGCUGCUCGGCUGGAUCCUCGCACGCACGUUGGACUAUUUUGUCGUGUUUCCGAAAGACCGCCCGCUGAUCAAGUGGAUCGUCGGCGUCGUCUGCGCUCUCGAAGUCUGCAAUGCUGCUCUCAAUUUCCAAGCACUCUACUCACAUGGCGUCAGCCAAGACAGAAGCGACAGCGCCAUUUCCACGACCAUUGUCAGCGAUGCACUCGCAUCAACCUUCACUCAGUUGAUCGCUUUUAUUGUGCAAUCGUUCUAUGCGGAGCGGAGCUACCGGAUGUGCGGCAACAAUAGGCUCAUUCCAGUCAUCAUUGGCAUCUUCAUGCUCGGCGGCUUGGCAGGCGCUAUUGGCGUCACCUACGUCGAGAUCAGAUCUAUUGAUGGAAGUUUGAUCAUGUCUUACGACCUCUUGCUCAUCGUCACCCUCAUCUGGCUCGUGUCGAGCGUCACCGCCGACAUCAUGAUCACUGCCACACUUUGCUGGGGUCUCAAGAGCGUCAAGAAAGAGCGCGGCUUCAACCCGUCUGUAGACGAGCUCGUCAAAAAUCUCAUUCGGCUCAGCUUCGAGACGGCUGCAUUGACGACGCUCUGUGCUGCUGCAGGUACUAUUACCUACGCGACGACUUAUGCGAUAUCCAACGUCUCUAUGGCCUUCACUUCCAUAUUGCCCUCCUGCUACGGUAUCACUCUUCUCUACACGCUACACGCACGUUCGACCCUGCGCGCCCGGAUGACAAGCACGUCGGUCAUGUCGCAAUCCAAAGUCAAUAGUCAGAUUGCAUCGAUGGGCUCCGUACGCUCUGCCCAUCUCGCCGUCAAUAUCCAACGGACGUCUAUGCAACGGUUCGACGACGGUCUAGAUCUCCCAGACGACGGCGAUGAUGAUUCGGUCACCGAUGCACCCAGAAAGACUGUCGGCUUUCAAACCUCUCCGGUCCUCGCAUACACGACUCGUUCCCUCUUCCUCAGACUCCGAGCCUCUGCAAGCAACAUGAAGACUUUCGCCACCCUUGCCAUCGUCUCCGCUCUCGCUUCGUCCGCCGUUGCACAGUAUGCUGCGCUCACGAGCCAGCUCAACGUUGUGGCGGCCGAUGCCCAGUCGCUGAACAAGAGCUUGGCAGCCAAGACCUUUACGUACAGCAGCGCUUACUCGGUGCACACUGCCGCGCUCAAGACGAGCAACGACAUCAAGAAUGCCACUGCUGACUGUGGCAACACUGCCUCUGUCACCUCUGCACAGGCCACCACCACCCUCAACACGCUGAACAACACGAUCCUGCCGCCUACUCUCUCGGCUCUCAAGGAGAUCAUCGCAGCCAAGAGCCAAUUCGACAGCUUCAAGCUCGGCUCGCUCGCCAAGAACGAUAUCAACACGCUCCGCAACUCGAGCGAUGCCCUGGCUGCCUGCCUCAUCAAGCUGGCACCCACCACCCAGAUCAAGAGCCAAGGUCAGGCGAUCCAGACUCGAUUGGACAGCGGCUUCCAGGCUGCCCAGAACGCAUAUGCGUCCGAGUCAUAA
Molecule: messenger RNA, 1665 nt
Organism: Mixia osmundae IAM 14324
Lineage: Eukaryota; Fungi; Basidiomycota; Mixiomycetes; Mixiales; Mixiaceae
Exons: 6
Coding region: 1-1665 (554 amino acids)
Source: RefSeq, a predicted model, not a curated record